Molecule: messenger RNA, 1960 nt
Organism: Calliphora vicina (urban bluebottle blowfly)
Lineage: Eukaryota; Metazoa; Arthropoda; Insecta; Diptera; Calliphoridae
Gene: nis
Product: no individualized sperm
Exons: 2
Coding region: 62-1903 (613 amino acids)
Source: RefSeq, a predicted model, not a curated record
UUGAGUAGUUUUGGUGUGUAAAAUUGUUUUAUAUUUUAGAAAGAAAAUAUUUUUAAGGAAAAUGACUGCAUUGAAAUUUCGUCAACUUAUUGACAUGGCAAUUGGUACUCCAGAACCUGGUCACGUUAAUUUUUCUGCGCUUCAUUGUUUGCUCACUUGUAUUGCCGAAAAAUUAGGAAUUACAGAUGAAAUAGUCGACUAUUCCAAUAAUGAAACUGAAACGGUUUGUUGUUGCAAUAAAGGAUCAAAUUUGGAUUUACUUCGAAAAUCACGACUCUUUGGUGGUACUAAUCCAGAUGAAGAAAAGUCUAAAAUUGACCCUACAGAACCACCACUUGAACCAGAAGAUUCUGCCAAUGCCGAUGUUACGCCAGUCCAAGAUUUAGAUGAUUCGACAUUAAAUAUGCCAUCUGAAUAUACAAAAUCCAACAUAAUGCAGAAUGAAAUAAUAGAUAAUAUUCCCGAACUAGAGCCUGUUGUUGACAUUCUAAGUCCGACGACAUCAAGAAGUUCUACUAAAUCUCACACAAAAUCUUUGUCAUCCCAGUUGUCAGCGCACAAACAGCACGAACGCAUUUCGAAAAUUGAAGCGUCAGCACAACAAAUUUCAUUACCAAAGGAACUUUCAUCAGGAAUAGCAAUAAUGAAGGACCAACUUGAAUUUGUAAUGGAACAGUUGUUGCUUCUGACAUUCCUUACUUUGAGCAAAAAACCUGAUACUCAACAAAUCCAAAUACUCCAUACAAUGGCUCAGGCACUACGUGAAAUUAAAAAAGAUAACAUCUAUAUACAAGGGUCUAAUCGGCUACAGCUUCCCACAGUGCCAUCUCUUAAUUGGCGAUCUUCUGGUUUACAACUGAACGAAGAUUUGUCGGAAAAUGAUAUUUUAGAAACUCAGAAUUCUGGCUCUGCACAUACACAUACUAUUGAAGCUCAAUCGGCUUAUCAAGAUGAACUUGAGGGUCAUCUGUGUUAUUCUCCGGAAAAACUUCUCGACCAAAUGAUGCAACUAAAAAGUGAAUUUUGCCUUUUAGCGAACAAAGUAAAUGAGCUUUCCUCACAUUUACUACAGCAGGAAAGCCAUCGUACGCUUGGCCUUAUUCACGAAAUUCAAGAACAAAUACGAGAUAUUAAACUGACAACUAUUAACUUAAAAGAAACCCAAAGUCGUUUGGACGGACGUCUCAGCAGUAAUCAGAGUAACAUCGAGAACAUGAAGAUAAACAUUGAAGAGCUAAUUGCGGAGAAAGUGGAUAAAACUCAGUUGGAAAUUCAACUGGCCGAUAAAGUGGACUACGUCCAACUGCAGCGAAAGGUAUCACUAGAUCAAUUAUUGGAAUUGCAGUGCCGGAUUGAUAAGAAAUUUUGCGAAAUGUUGCGACAAAUCAACGAAAACUACAAAAAGUUCUCACAGAUCACUGAUAAUUUAAACGAAACUUUAGGAUUUGCUGCCAUCGAUGGAAUUUUGAAAGCCUUUAAAGAAAAUAUUACCAAGGAUGUUCAAGCGCUACGCGAAUUGCUCAAAAACUAUAUCGAGUCGACAAAUGACGAUUGCGCUGCUGCAGGCGCUCGCAUUAAAGUGCUUCAAGAUCUCGCAUGUUUGUCUUGCGACACCAAUUGCGUCAUGCGUACAAUGGAAAAGGCAAAAGUGGCUAAAUUACCCAGUGCCCAUGCUUCAAAUAUUUUAAGUCCACUUAUAACAUACGAAUUGGGCUCCAUACGAAAGUCCGGUAUAAUGGGUUACUAUCGUAAAGAUGAAUUUCCCCAUGCUACAGAUGCUUGGCUGGCUCGUCAGUCUAAUGGCUUGAAUGAUUUAAAGCAGUGCUUCCCACGACAUGCAGGCGGACAGCAUACCACAAAUAAUGCUAAAGAGCGCGUUGAAAAAAUGUCAAAUCGAAAAUAACAUGUCACACCCAACUUUCACGCAUUUGUUUCAUUAAUUAUUUGAAUAGAAAGAAGU